AUGAUUUUGAGUUAUCAUGCACGAAAUAUAACUCUUCUAAAGAGAUUUAGAUCCAGUACUUCAACAAUUCUUCCGAAAGAAGCUUUGCCGUGUACAGCGUACAAACCAGAAGUUACUGAAAAAGAUAAAUAUAAACGAUGGGAGCAAUCGAAACUACAUCACGCUAAAUUAAAUGAUCAGCCACUAUUUAGUAUGGUUUUACCUCCGCCAAACGUAACUGGAAAGUUGCAUUUAGGACAUGCACUAUCAUGUACGAUACAAGAUGUUAUUGCUCGUAAGAAAAGGUCUCAAGGAUAUAAUGUUAUGUGGUUACCAGGGACUGAUCAUGCUGGCAUAGCAACACAGAGAGUUGUUGAGAAAUAUUUAAAGAAGCAAAAAAAUAUUGACCGUCACUCUAUGGGUAAAGAAGAGUUUACAAGAGAGGUAUGGAAAUGGAAAGAGAAACAUGGCAAUACAAUUUCUAAUCAGCUUAGAAUGCUUGGGUGUUCAUUAGACUGGUCUAGGGAAAUAUUCACAAUGGAUGAAAACCAUUCUCACGCUGUUACUACUGCUUUUCUAAAUCUAUUCCACAAAGGUUUAAUAUAUAGAAACAAAGGCCUUGUUAAUUGGUGUAAUGCACUGAAGUCAACAGUAUCUGACAUAGAAGUUGAAAAUGUUGGCUUAACUCAGGUGACUGAAAGAUUUUUGCCGGGAUAUGAUAAGCCAGUAAAAUUUGGUCUGCUUUAUAACUUUGCAUAUAAGAUUGUUGAUAGUACUGAAGAAAUUGUUGUUUGUACCACAAUGCCAGAGACAAUGCUAGGAGAUACGGCAGUGGCGGUGCAUCCUGAAGAUUCUAGAUACAAGCACCUUCAUGGUAAACUAAUUCAUCACCCCUUUAGAGAUAAACCAAUUCCAAUAAUUUUAAAUAGUUUUGUAGAUAUGUCUUUUGGGACUGGAGCAGUUAAAAUUACUCCUGCUCAUAGUAAAGUUGAUUUUGAGAUAGCAAAACAAAAUAAUUUACCUCUUUUACAAGUAAUUAAUGAAAAUGGUUGUAUGGAAAAUGCAGGAAAAUUUAAUGGCUUGAAGAAAUAUGAUUGUAGAGAAAUUCUUGUGGAACAUCUUAAAGAUUUAGGGCUUCUUAAAUCAGUGACUACUCAUCAAAUGUCAUUACCUAUUUGUAGCCGUACAGGUGAUGUUAUUGAAUAUUUGCCAAAGGAACAAUGGUUUUUAUCUUGUGCAUUAUUGAAUGAAAGAGCAGCCCAAGUAGCUGAAGAAGGUCACUUAAAGAUUGAACCAGAUCAUUUUACUAAACAAUGGCAAUAUUGGACAAAUGACUGUAGAGAUUGGUGUAUAUCUAGACAACUAUGGUGGGGACAUCAGAUACCAGCUUAUAAAUGUAGUAUAGACAAAAACUUUGUUUGGAUAGCUGCAACCAAUGAAACAACUGCUAGGGUUGAAGCAUCAAAAUUCCUUAGAUCUGUGCCAGAAAAUAUAACAGUUGAACAAGACUCUGAUGUUCUGGAUACUUGGUUUUCUUCUGGCAUCUAUCCAUUUUCAUCCUUAGGAUGGCCAGAAACAAAGAGUCAGGAUUAUAAAAAAUUCUACCCUUUACAACAGUUGGUGACCGGUCAUGAUAUUCUGGGUUUUUGGGUACAUAGAAUGGUGAUGUUAGGCUUAGAAUUAACUGAUGAAUUACCAUUUAAAAAUGUACUACUACAUGGAAUAAUUUGUGACAGUAAAGGUGCCAAAAUGUCCAAAAGUAAAGGAAAUGUUAUAAAUCCAAUUGAUGUUAUCAGUGGAAUAUCAAUGGAUGGUUUAAAAGAUAACUCAGUUGAAAUGUUUAAAGAAGGCAUACUUAAUAAAGAUGAAUUAAACAAAGCUCUGGCUUAUCAUAAAGCAAAUUUUUCUAGUACUAAUGGUAUUCCUGAAUGUGGUGUUGAUGCGCUACGAUUUACGUUGAUGUCUCAAGAUGUGAAAUCACAUUUUGUCAACUUUGAUGUCCAUCAAUGUAAUGCAAACAAAUUAUUCUGCAACAAAAUCUGGCAGAGUGUUAAAUAUACACAGUUAUCCUUUGCAAAGCUGAAAAAAAUAAAUUUAGACUUACAACAAGAAGAUUUAACAUAUUUUGAUCAGUGGAUUUUGAGUAAAUUGUCAGAAAUGGUGGACAGAGUAAAUGUUGCUAUGGAAAAAUAUGAAUUCCAUAUAGCCACAAAGGCAUUGAAAACAUUUAUUUACCAUGAAUUUUGCGAUAUCUACUUAGAAGCCACUAAACCUGGUUUUGAUGAUAUUAAUGCAAAACUCGCGUUUGCCCACGCACACACAUUAUCAGCAGUAUUAAAUACGUCUUUAAGAUCGUUAUCGCCGUUUAUGAUUUAUUUAACUGACGAGAUUAUUCCAAAAAUACCUGCGUUUGAAAAGAAUAUAAUUGUUAAUUUCAAUGACAUAAACAAUGACUUUUUUGAACUUCCAGAAAGUAGUACAUUUAAAUGUUUCAGAAACACAUAUUUAGAAAAUCGUGUGGAAAUAUUUCUAAAAACAAUAUUUUUAGUAAGAGAAAUCAAAGGAUUCUACGGCAUUUCAAAUAAGGAAAGGCCAUCGGUAGUUAUUAAAACAAGGGAUGUUACAUUAAAAGAUGAUUUUCAAAGCAAUUUAUUGGUAGCAUUGAAUUUAACUAGGUGUAGUGAAAUAAGCUUUGAUGAAUUGAAAAACAAAAAGUAUGUUCAUUCAAUAUUAAAUGAGACAACAGAUAUUUUUGUAGAAAUACCAGGAGAACAUGCAGAUAGCAUAAUAUUAGAAGCUAAAACAAAGUUGCAAAAGAAAAUUAAGAAGAUAGAGGAAAAUUUAGUAAAACUAGAAACAAAAUUAGCAAGUAAUCAUUAUAUAAAUAAAGUCCCCAAUAGGAUUCAGAUUGAAGAUAAUAAAAAACUUGAGAUGAAGAAACAGGAACUAAGAAGAUUACAAAGACUGAUUUAG
Messenger RNA from Pieris macdunnoughi, 2952 nucleotides. NCBI's taxonomy places the organism in Eukaryota, Metazoa, Arthropoda, Insecta, Lepidoptera, Pieridae. The record is from the annotation of a GenBank genome assembly.